AUCCUCAGCUUGGAAGUGAAGUGUUAGGCUUUGAUUUUUGCAGUGAUAACUCUAGCUGUACUUUGGCAAAAGGUUUUUUUGGCACACCUCGUAACGUUGGUGUUCUGUGCUAUAGGGACAAUUGUACUGUAGUGUUUGGUGUUCUCUAGAGGCUGCUUAACCUUCAACGUAGAUAUUAAGCAUGCUGUUGCUGGGUGCUUCCUUGUAGGUUGCUGCUUAUGCGUUGCAGCCUAGAAAGUGAAGCCAUGUAGUAUUCAUUGCUUUCAAAGUGACACUUGUACAGAGGAGUGCCGUUAGCUUCAAGUGAAGAGGAGUCUGAAUUUUGUUUAAUAAUGUAGUUUCCUGAGGGAGGAAAAUGCUGCUUUAGUUCAGAAUAUGUUGUAUUGUAAAGCACCUGAAGAGUUUAUGCAACUUGAUCUAUCUAGUCUGUUUUGACGACCUGUGCAUGUGAUGGCAAGGAAAUACUCUGAUUAAUGACUGUUAGUUACAGAAAUGUGCUUGUUCUUGCUAGGGUUUUAGGAGGGUGUUCUAAAGUACUGUGGAAGGAAAUGGAGUCUAGCUUGAUAGAAAGCCAGCAUCCGAGUCCUUCCUAGUUGUAUUUUUUAAUUAGUGAAGUAGACUAGUCUCAGUGGUAAUUCUGCAUCGUCUUUUUCAUCGCAACUGCUUGACAGCUGUUUAGUCAUGUUCAAAAGAACUGGGAAGUGACUGCUGGGGAGAUUGUUGUGGUAUAAUAUGUUGGGCUGGAAUCCCAUAGCUUCAGAGGGCCGUAUUCAUGAAUGCUGUGCUUGCAAGUCCAUAUUGAUUCUGGAAUUUUCAAUGCUCACAUAUGCAGCCUUGAAAUGUAGGCUUGUGUAGCUUAAGAGCUGAGAUUUGGGGUUAUGUGAGUAAUGGUUUAAAGCUCUUAGCAUGCUGAAGUUUUCUUCCCGCUCUUUGGAUUAAUCUCAUGUAGUUUAUUAGGAGGCAGAAUUACAGGCGUGUAUGUGUAAUGUUAGCAAAUAAGCAGUGGGAAGGAACGGAGCUGCCUCUUGCACUCUUGGAUGUCUGCAGGGAUUUGCCUCUUAGGCUGCGAAUAACAUUUGUCAUUGCUGGGAACCAAGUUCGUGAAGCCCAGCGAGGAUGUUUGUGUUUGUGUUUUCAGAGGUCUGUUUCCAUGUGAAGAAGCUGCAUGCAAGGGCCUGGUUAGAAUGUAACUUCUAGUAAAGUAAACCUUCAUUUUAUAGGAGGAAAACCAUCUGGUGCUAGGAAGCAAUGAAAAAUAGCAUAUGUGGAAGUAAUUUUUGAAGUCGGGCUGAAAAACUUACAAUUUUUACUUCAGAAAUGGAGCGAAGACUUCGGAGUGUGUGUGGAACAGACCUUUUGUGGCACGUGUUGUCUGUAAGCUCUUGUAAAGCACCGAAGCAACCAUUUUCAUACCUCAUCAAUGGCGUGGGUGUUGCUGAGCUGAUUGCGGUUAUCGAUUCCUCGUGGAAUGCUAUGGAUGUAACAUUUGGAUAAGUUUUAGUACGUGUUGUGGAAAAAUGAGCAAAUGUAAGAGUGUAGCUAUGGGAGUGGUACGUUACCAUGCGUUCUGAUGGUGUGCUGCAGGCAGGAGUUGUAGAAACUCACAAUAAUGACUUUUGUUUUGUUUUUUUUUCUUGGCUACCGUUUCUUUUUCAGCAAGGACAAGUUUGGAAGGCAUGUGGAGACCCCAAAGCCAAACCAUCCUAUCUUAUUGACAAAAACCUGGAAUCUGCAGUCAAAUUCAUAGUCAGGAAGUUUCCAGCGGUAGAAACACGCAACAACAAUCAACAGCUUGCUCAGCUACAGAAAGAGAAGUCAGAGAUUUUGAAGAACCUGGCGUUGUACUACUUCACGUUUGUUGAUGUUAUGGAAUUUAAGGACCAUGUUUGCGAGCUGCUGAACACUAUUGAUGUUUGCCAAGUCUUCUUUGAUAUUACUGUAAACUUUGAUUUGACGAAGAACUACCUGGACUUGAUUAUAACCUACACUACACUAAUGAUACUGCUGUCUCGAAUUGAAGAAAGGAAGGCUAUCAUUGGAUUGUAUAACUAUGCUCAUGAAAUGACACAUGGAGCGAGUGACAGAGAAUAUCCACGCCUUGGCCAGAUGAUUGUGGAUUAUGAAAACCCUUUAAAGAAAAUGAUGGAGGAAUUUGUACCCCACAGUAAAUCCCUUUCGGAUGCUCUGAUUUCACUCCAGAUGGUCUAUCCUCGAAGAAAUCUCUCAGCUGACCAGUGGAGAAACGCACAACUACUGAGCCUCAUCAGUGCACCUAGUACAAUGCUUAACCCUGCACAGUCUGACACGAUGCCAUGUGAAUACCUCUCUCUGGAUGCAAUGGAAAAAUGGAUUAUUUUUGGAUUUAUUUUGUGCCAUGGAGUCCUAAAUAGUGAUGCGACAGCUUUGAACCUUUGGAAACUUGCACUUCAAAGCAGCUCCUGCUUGGCUCUCUUUAGAGAUGAAGUAUUCCAUAUUCACAAAGCUGCAGAAGACUUAUUUGUAAACAUACGAGGCUACAACAAGCGUAUUAAUGACAUCAGAGAGUGUAAAGAAGCUGCUGUUUCACAUGCCGGUUCGAUGCACAGAGAGAGGCGCAAGUUUUUACGUUCUGCACUCAAAGAACUGGCGACAGUCCUGUCUGAUCAGCCAGGCCUGCUGGGCCCCAAGGCACUUUUUGUAUUUAUGGCAUUAUCCUUUGCUCGUGAUGAAAUCAUUUGGCUGCUUCGUCAUGCAGAUAACAUGCCAAAGAAGAGUGCAGAUGACUUCAUAGAUAAGCACAUAGCUGAGCUAAUAUUCUACAUGGAGGAGCUCAGAGCACAUGUGCGAAAAUACGGACCUGUGAUGCAGAGAUACUACGUACAGUAUCUGUCUGGCUUUGAUGCAGUGGUCCUAAAUGAACUUGUUCAGAAUCUUUCGGUGUGCCCAGAGGAUGAAUCAAUCAUCAUGUCCUCUUUUGUAAACACUAUGACUUCGCUAAGUGUGAAGCAGGUUGAGGAUGGAGAGGUAUUUGACUUCAGAGGAAUGAGAUUAGAUUGGUUUAGAUUGCAGGCCUACACCAGUGUCUCUAAAGCUUCUCUUGGACUGGCAGACCACAGGGAGCUAGGCAAAAUGAUGAACACAAUCAUCUUCCACACAAAAAUGGUAGAUUCUUUGGUGGAGAUGUUGGUUGAAACCUCAGAUCUUUCUAUAUUUUGUUUUUAUAGUCGUGCUUUUGAGAAGAUGUUUCAGCAGUGUUUGGAGCUUCCCUCUCAAUCAAGAUAUUCAAUUGCAUUCCCACUGCUUUGCACUCAUUUUAUGAGUUGCACCCACGAACUGUGCCCAGAAGAGCGACAUCACAUCGGAGAUCGUAGUCUUUCCUUAUGUAACAUGUUUCUGGAUGAAAUGGCUAAGCAAGCUCGAAAUCUUAUCACAGACAUUUGCACAGAACAAUGUACGCUGAGUGAUCAGUUGCUGCCAAAGCAUUGUGCCAAAACCAUCAGCCAAGCAGUGAACAAAAAAUCCAAAAAACAGACAGGAAAGAAAGGAGAACCUGAAAGGGAGAAACCAGGAGUAGAAAGCAUGAGAAAAAACAGAUUGGUUGUGACAAACCUGGACAAACUGCACACUGCACUUUCGGAGCUCUGCUUCUCAAUCAAUUAUGUACCAAACAUGGUGGUUUGGGAGCACACAUUUACCCCAAGAGAAUAUUUAACGUCUCACCUGGAAAUCCGUUUUACCAAGUCCAUUGUUGGAAUGACGAUGUAUAAUCAAGCAACACAGGAGAUUGCAAAGCCUUCAGAGCUGUUAACCAGUGUAAGAGCCUAUAUGACGGUCCUCCAGUCAAUAGAAAACUAUGUACAGAUUGACAUUACACGAGUAUUUAACAAUGUUCUGCUUCAGCAAACUCAGCAUUUAGAUAGUCAUGGUGAGCCAACCAUCACCAGUCUGUACACAAAUUGGUAUUUGGAAACAUUGCUAAGGCAAGUCAGCAAUGGUCACAUAGCCUAUUUUCCAGCUAUGAAGGCAUUUGUGAAUUUGCCAACAGAAAAUGAAUUAACAUUUAAUGCUGAGGAAUACUCUGACAUAUCAGAAAUGAGAGCCCUUUCUGAACUCCUGGGACCAUAUGGCAUGAAGUUCUUAAGCGAAAGUCUGAUGUGGCACAUUUCUUCGCAGGUUGCCGAGCUUAAGAAACUCGUGGUGGAGAAUGUUGAAGUUCUAACACAAAUGAGGACCAGCUUCGAUAAGCCAGACCAGAUGGCAGCACUCUUCAAAAGAUUAUCAUCUGUUGACAGUGUUUUGAAGAGAAUGACGAUUAUUGGUGUCAUCUUGUCUUUUCGGUCGUUGGCACAGGAAGCACUUAGAGAUGUCUUAUCCUACCACAUUCCUUUCCUUGUAAGUUCCAUUGAGGACUUCAAAGAUCACAUUCCAAGAGAGACUGACAUGAAGGUGGCAAUGAAUGUAUAUGAACUGUCAUCAGCUGCUGGAUUGCCUUGCGAGAUUGAUCCUGCCUUGGUUGUAGCACUGUCCUCCCAAAAAUCAGAAAACAUCAGUCCAGAAGAAGAAUACAAAAUUGCUUGCCUUCUCAUGGUCUUCGUGGCAGUCUCCUUGCCAACUUUGGCUAGUAACGUGAUGUCUCAGUAUAGCCCUGCCAUUGAAGGGCACUGCAACAACAUUCAUUGCUUGGCAAAAGCUAUCAACCAGAUUGCUGCAGCUUUAUUUACCAUCCACAAGGGAAGCAUCGAAGACCGUCUAAAAGAAUUUUUGGCUCUUGCAUCAUCUAGUCUACUGAAGAUCGGCCAGGAGACGGACAAAACUACUACAAGAAACAGAGAGUCUGUUUACCUACUACUGGACAUGAUUGUGCAGGAGUCCCCGUUCCUGACGAUGGACCUCCUGGAGUCGUGCUUCCCCUACGUCUUGCUGAGAAACGCGUACCACGCUGUCUACAAACAAAGCGUCACCUCCUCUGCCUAAGUAUCUACUUCCUGGAGAUAAGACAUAGCACGCAUCUAUGUGGCCUCAGUUUUACCUGUCAACUGUGGAGCUAUUUUACUUUAUGGCCUGAUGAACAGUUUUGUGGAUUAUAAACUUUUUCCAUAAAGUUGUAUUUCUGAUCAGUGGUUUCUUAAUAUGGUUGUACUACCGUAUCAGCUUGGUUGAUUUUAGGUUGCACAUUCAUGGAAAAUCUUUUUUCUCCUUUCUUCCUUUUUUUUUUUAAUUUUAGAGCAUCAGUUAUGUUUAAAAAUAUACUACUUCUGCUCUAUGUUUUUGAUAUUGAUCAUGCAGAACAGAAAUUGCUUGUUUAUUUCCCAGAAGAGAAAUGUAUUUAGUGAUUAUUUUAGAUAGUGUAGCUUUCAUCUGUGUGUAAAUUAUUUCAUAUAGGGAGAGUUAUAAUCUUGUACCUAUUGUUCUUAUUGAAAACAAAUAUUGGAUGUGCAUUUCUGUGAAGUAAUUACAGCAUUUCUAGUUUUAUUUUGAAGCAUUCACCGAUCUAUGUACUAUGACACUAUCUAACAUGGAAAAUGUUACCCUUCAGACAGCGAUCCUUUCCCGAUACUCUUAAACAACAGCAAGUGGUGUUGUUUGUAUAAAGCAUAGUGGAAAUUUUUUUUAAACUAACUUCUGUGGUGCCCUGUUGGCAUUAACACUACCAUUGUACCCUGCUGUAUAAUAAACAUUCUUACACAUUUAUCACAUGUUGAUAAAAUGUUAGCCCUUAACCACUUUUUAUAUGUUUUAAAUUUUUGAAAUUCAAGUGUACCUUCCAUAACAUACAAUAAACACUAGACUGUA
Molecule: messenger RNA, 5772 nt
Organism: Gallus gallus (chicken)
Lineage: Eukaryota; Metazoa; Chordata; Aves; Galliformes; Phasianidae
Gene: NCKAP1
Product: NCK associated protein 1
Exons: 32
Coding region: 1561-4953 (1130 amino acids)
Biological process (GO): cell projection assembly; cell migration; neuron projection morphogenesis
Cellular component (GO): SCAR complex
Source: RefSeq, a predicted model, not a curated record